Chiroxiphia lanceolata (lance-tailed manakin) is the source of this 8350-nucleotide messenger RNA. RefSeq names its product protein tyrosine phosphatase non-receptor type 3 (gene PTPN3). Gene Ontology annotation, molecular function: protein tyrosine phosphatase activity; cytoskeletal protein binding. The record is from RefSeq and is a predicted model, not a curated record. Gene Ontology annotation, biological process: protein dephosphorylation. Gene Ontology annotation, cellular component: cytoplasm; cytoskeleton; cytoplasmic side of plasma membrane. The transcript is spliced from 26 exons. The coding region runs from base 14 to 2812 and encodes 932 amino acids. NCBI's taxonomy places the organism in Eukaryota, Metazoa, Chordata, Aves, Passeriformes, Pipridae.
UUCAGCAAUAGUUAUGAACUCCCGUUUACGAGCCUUAGGUGGGAGGAUAAAUAACAUACGAGCAUCAGAGCUACCAAAAGAGAAAACCCGAUCAGAGAUAAUCUGUCACGUCCACUUUUUGGAUGGCUCAGUACAAAGCUUCAAAGUCAACAAACAAGACACUGGACAGAUUUUGUUGGAUAUGACCUAUAACCAGUUGGGUGUGACGGAGAAGGAAUACUUUGGUUUACAGCAAAAUGAAACUUCAGUAGAUUCACCUUUUUUCAUUUCACAGCGAUGGCUUGAACCAAGCAAACCUAUUAGAAAACAGUUAAAAGGAGGUUUUCCCUGCACCCUUCGUUUUCGUGUAAGGUUUUUUAUACCUGAUCCUAACACACUUCAGCAAGAACAAACCAGGCACUUAUUCUUUCUACAAUUGAAGAUUGAUAUUGCAGAAGGAAGGUUGUCAUGCCCCAUUAGUUCUGCUGUUGUCCUGGCAUCCUAUGCAGUACAAUCACAACUUGGAGACUAUAAUGCUUCUGUGCAUCAUUCAGGAUAUCUCUCAAAUUAUAACUUUAUACCAGAGCAGAACAAAGAUUUUCUUACCAAAGUAGAAUCUCUACAUGAGCAACACAGUGGCCUCAAGCAAUCUGAAGCAGAGUCCUGCUAUAUAAAUAUAGCACGAACACUUGAAUUCUAUGGAGUGGAAUUGCACAGUGGUAGAGAUCUCCAUAAUCUAGAUCUUAUGAUUGGGAUUGCAUCUGGUGGAAUUGCUGUAUACAGAAAACUCAUCUGUACAAGCUUCUAUGCCUGGGUGAACAUAUUAAAAAUUUCCUUUAAAAGGAAAAAGUUUUUUAUACAACAACGGCAGAAACAUAAUGAAUCCAGGGAACAUAUUGUUGCCUUCAACAUGUUAAAUUACAGAGCAUGCAAAAAUCUUUGGAAAUCUUGUGUAGAGCAUCACACAUUUUUUCAGGCAAAGAAGUCACUACCUCAUGAAAAAAAGAUAUUAUCAAAUUAUUGGACCCUGGGUUCUAGAAAUCCAACAAAGUCUGUAAACAACCAGUACUGCAGAAAAGUGAUAGGAGGGAUGGUUUGGAACCCAUCUAUGAGACGGUCCUUAUCUGUUGAACAUCUAGAGACCAAAAGCCUUCCUUCUCGAUCACCUCCUGUUACCCCUAAUUGGCGGAGUCCUAGACUACGUCAUGAAAUUCGUAAGCCACGACACUCAUCUGUAGAUAACCUUACAAAUGAGAUUAGUUAUAUCACUGAAACAGAGGAUGUUUUUUAUACAUAUAAGGGCUCUCCCACAUCAAAGGACAGUGAUUCGGAGUUCUCUCAGAACCGCAGUCCACAGAGGAGGUCAUCUGAACAAGAAUCACCAAAGAAUGUAUUGGAUAGCAGUCCAGUGCGGAGUUCUCUGACCCAUAUCUCACCUAAAGCCUUGGCUCAGUCUCCCAAUGGAGUUGGCAACAUUUCUGGCUCUUACCCUUUGGAAGGGGUGGAUAAACAGUUCUUAGAAACAUAUGACAAUGUUACAAAAAGUAGCUCAACAGAAGAUUCCAGUCAGUACUACUGCGAUAAGAAUGACCUAACCGAAGGAGAUUUACUUUUGGUGCGUAUCAUACCAGAUGAAGAUGGGAAGUUUGGAUUUAAUCUAAAGGGUGGAGUAGAUCAAAAAAUGCCACUAGUAGUAUCAAGAAUAACUCCAGGAUCACCUGCUGAUAAAUGCAUUCCAAAGCUGAAUGAAGGUGAUCAGAUAGUAUUAAUUAAUGGCCGAGAUAUCUCAGAGCACACGCAUGACCAGGUUGUCAUGUUCAUAAAAGCCAGCAGAGAAUCUCACACAAGAGAGCUUGCACUUUUGGUCAGGCGGAAAGUAGUUAAACAGUUUGUGGAAUCCAAAUCAGAAGAUGAAGCUGAUUCCCACAAUCUCCCGGAAUCUAUUCUUCCUGUCUGUUCUGAAUAUGGUGGUGAUACACUGGAGGAGUCUAUGGAACAGCUAAGAAGAGGGCUGGAAAGUGGGACUGUCCUUAUUCAGUUUGAGCAACUUUAUAGAAAGAAACCAGGUUUGGCUGUUACAUGUGCAAAGGUACCUCAGAAUAUGGACAAGAAUAGAUACAAAGAUGUUCUACCUUAUGAUGCCACAAGGAUAAUAUUGCGAGGAGAUGAAGAUUACAUUAAUGCAAAUUACGUGAAUAUGGAAAUUCCUUCUGUGGGCAUUGUGAACAGGUACAUUGCUACUCAGGGGCCUCUUCCACACACAUGUGCACACUUUUGGCAAGUAGUCUGGGAUCACAAAUUGUCACUGAUCAUCAUGUUAACAACUCUUACUGAACGAGGACGGACCAAAUGUCACCAGUAUUGGCCUGAUCCACCAGAUGUAAUGGAAUAUGGCAGCUUUCGUGUCAGAUGCCACUCUGAAGACUGUACGAUUGCUUAUGUUGUUAGAGAAAUGGUGAUUACAAAUGUUGAGACAGAACAACAACACACCGUCACCCAUCUCCAGUAUGUAGCUUGGCCUGAUCAUGGUGUUCCUGAUGACUCCAUGGACUUCUUGGAGUUUGUGACCUGUAUGAGGCCAAAGAGAGUAAAGAACGAGCCAGUUCUUGUUCACUGCAGUGCAGGAAUCGGUCGUACUGGUGUAUUGGUCACUAUGGAAACAGCCAUGUGUUUAAUUGAAAGGAACCAACCUGUUUAUCCACUGGAUAUUGUAAGAAAAAUGCGAGACCAACGAGCUAUGAUGGUGCAAACAUCAAGUCAAUACAAAUUUGUUUGUGAAGCUAUUCUUCGUGUUUACAAAGAAGGAUUGGUUCGACCACUGGAUUCCAGUUAGCACAGCAGUGAAGAAUGAAUUCUUUUUUCACCUAAAAAAGACUGCUCCUUAAGUAAAGGAAGGGCUCAUUUCUCAAAGCAACCAGAAUGGACUAGAAGCCCAUGAAAAGACGUAUGAGCACAUUUGAACUGUGGCACUUUAAAUUUCUCACAAAGAUUGCUAAAUCAUGUACAGUGUAACAAAGUCACAUAGAUAAAUAUAUGACAGUAAUUGUGUGUAAUAUGCUUUAUUCACAUAGACGACCAUAAACAAUCAUGGAAACCUUAAUACAUAUCUUUUACUGCCUUAAAACACCCCCCACUUUGGAAGUUACAAAAUUCCUUGUAUUUAAUUUGAAAUAGCAAAAAGAAAACUCAUAGUAUUGAAAUGAUUCAGCUCAAGAAGGUAUUUUAAUAUAUUUGUAUUGUAUGAAAGUUCAUUGAAGGUGAAUAUAUGUAAUUUCCUUAUCGGGAUACUAAGUAUUCAAGGAAAUUCAGCCUUGACUACUAAAAGGAUGACGAAGAGCUUUAAAGGCUAAUGCAUAACUACUGUACAUUAAGAGCUGGAGAAAUUUAGUAUUCAUUUACCAUAAAUCUAUUAAUGAGUCUGCCAGCUGUUAUAAUAUGCUUAGAAAUCACAUCGACUGUAUGUGAUGUGAAAAUAAUGCUGCAUUUAGGCAUUUUAUGCAGAUGGUACAGUCUACAUCUUCUGUUGAUCAAUUUCAAUUGCAACUUGCCCUUUUAACAGUGACCUACUUCUUACAGUUUUAGUUAUUGUACUCCUUUUCUUCUGUUUCUGCUGUCCAUCUACUUUAUGCUUGUUUUUCAGUCAUGUGGACUGAAAACAUUGUAACUUAAAAUGAGUUUUAAAUCUCUGUCAUGUUUGUUUCCAUGUAUAUUUUUGAGUUCUCAGAUGUAAAUGUGGAUUAAUGUUGCACACAAGUACUAGACUUUUGACUUACUGUAUAUGCAAAGUAGUCUAAUCCAAUACUGGAAGAAAAAUUACUACUGAACCCAUCAAAUAUGUUGCUGCUAUUUCAAGGUGUGAAGCUUACAAGGGCACAGGUGUUGCUAGUGUUCAGACGGUGAUAAAAUGAUGAGUUGCUGCCCUCCAGCAAAAAUGCUCUUAUCCAGUGGAACACAGCUCCCUUUUGCAAGAGUUCUGUGGAUUUACUGUGUUUCUUGCUUAUGCAGAAAUGCAGCUAAAUUCACACGAAGAUUUAUGUGGAAAGAGAGAACAUAUUUGUAUAUCGAUGAAUAAUUCACCCUAAGGUACACUGGUCUCUAUUUCAUUUCAGAUGGGAGAAUUAGACUUUCUGAACAAUAUAACCACAUUUGUAUGAUGUUAAUUUAUUUUGUGUGUGCUUUUUGAUUACCCUGAGAUAGUUCUUAACUUUUUAAUAGUGUUUAAAAAUUAUUCUAAGGGACUGUUUAAAACUGUUAUUUAAAAGACUAGUCCUAAGUAAGGAAAAAUUUUUAUGGGGCAUAUUAGCCAGAUGUUUAUAUGUGUAUAAAAGAGAAAAUGAAAUAAUUUUUGAGAGAUAUAUAUGCACACACAUAUUCAGAUAUAUUUUAGAAUUAUGGUUUGUAUUAUGGAUAUUAUCAUUUGUAUCUGGAGUUUCAUUAUGGAAACUAUCACAACUGUACAAUAUGCAUCUCUCAUGUUACCAAAGGUUAUGUUUUUUUUCCCCAGGAGAUAACUAAAAAGUGAAUGUAGGAUGUGCUAAAUUACUGACUCUUGUCUUCUGUAGGCUUGGAUCUUUCUCUGAGAUUGCAUUAUUAGUUGUAGCUAAAGAAAAUACCUGGUUACUAUUGAUCAAAAGUUUUAGUUGCAACACCCAGGGUAAUUGGCAACAUGGAAACCUUCUUGGCUUUGUUAGGUUGAAAGCUGAAUAGGUUUGUGGUCAUUCUUAUAUACUGCAUUCCAAAUUUUACUUUGAAUGAAGUUUUUGUAGUAUUUUGGAUCAUUGUCCUCUUGCUUGAUUAGGCAUAGAUUAGGAGGCAAAAGACCGUACCUCUGGUUCACUUUUAUCUCGCUAAACUGCAUCAGAUCGCUCAAUCUAUCUGUGUGACCAAAUGUAAAAUGAUACUGGACAUGCACAUAUAGCUCGGGAAGCUUCUUUGAAAAAUGCAUGUGGAAAAGCUUUGCACAAGUGCGGGCCGCUUGCUGCUGUUAGAGUAUUGAGCAAUGAGAAAACCUAGUGGAUCUUUCCCAGGAAAAGAGUAGUGGGCAGUAAAGAAUAUAUGGUCUCCUGUAUGGUUAACAAAAGCCUCCUUUUUGUUAUGUAUGUGCCUGUCUGUUAAAACAUUUUUUGUUUAUUUUCUUUUUUUCAUGUUUUGUUGUGCCCAGGUCUCAGAGUCAUCCCUUGCAGUUGGCAUGACUUGCAUUUAAUAGUUUGUCAAGAAGUGAAAAAGGCAAAAAAAUAAAUUACAAAAAAUAUCUAGAGCAUCUUGUGACAUCCAUUUCUUUCAUGGAAGUAUUUACAGUAUAUUUGUGUUCAAGGUUAUUGCUAUAUUCCUAUUGUUAUUUAUGUUUCUUCAUGUUGAAUAUGUACUUACCAAAGCACUGUAAAUUUAUUCCUUAUUUAACUCCAGUCUCAAAAUGUAUGGUAGAGGCUUUACUUAAGUUAGUAUGUGUGUGUUUAAAUGAUGAUGGUCAUAGUGUGACAACAAAUGCUGCUUUUGUUGGGUUUGGUAAUACCAUUGGUGAGUUCUUACUUGGGUUUUAAUAAUUAUUUGAAAUUGCUAGCCAUGGAGAGACUACUCAAAGCUAUAAAAAUAGUAAUCUCUGUAAGACUUUUUCUUUUUUAAAUGUUAGAGGAAAUAUUAACUACACAAAUAUCUUGUACAUUGUGUCCAUCUUUAUUUCAGUCUUGCUGGGUUUUGCACAUGUACCUAUAGGGUCCAUAGGGGAGAAUGAAGGGGUUUUGUCUUCUCUCUGUAGUGUGUAAUGACUUUGCACUGAAUGAAGUAUGCCUUAGAUCUGAUCUUGCAAUGAAAGCAUAAUUAUGAAAACAUCUUCUUAAUGCCAGCUUUUGUUUCCACAAGAAUUAAGAAAUUAAAAAGACAUACAUUUGAUUGAUCAUUCUGGGUUUUUUUGGUAGGAGUUAAAACUCCUAACACAAAGUUUUUAACUGUCAAGCAAUUGACAAAUGGCAGAAAAUGCUGUGAAGUCAAGAUUCUAUAUAACCUUCAUAAACAGUUUAACCUUGAUUUUGCCUGUGCUGGCAUGAUCAUGACAAUAAGUAUUCAAAAUGUCUAGUGUGGUGGUGGAUAAAGAGGGAGCAAUAAACCUUUGAGGUUUUCGUCACUGUGAAAUACACUAACAUUUAUUCUACAGAAUUAAAAAAAAUUUUAACUAUGUGGCUUUAUAUUUGAUACAGAAGUAACUUAUCUGCUUAUUUAGAGUGUCUUCAGAACUCUCGUACGGGAACACUUCUGAGACAGAGGGACAGAUCUUGCCAUGUAUUGAAAAUUAAAAAAAAAAAAAAAAGUGCCCUAAACCAUGAAUGCCUUUUGUGUAACCAGAUGGAUGAAAUAUGAAUCAUUAAAAUACAAACAAACCUUGAAUAGUGGUGGCGUUUUGCAGAAAAAAAAAUAAAAGAAUAAUUUUGUAAUCCAGUGGUUUACUUUCAGUAAUCCUGUCUUCUGGGUGUUGGUACUAAAUUAUAUGCGGUCAAAAUGUACCUAAGAAUUCAGCAAUAACUCUUCAUAUACACUCAGGUUUUUUAACAGUUGGUUUUCCUUUUUCCCUUCUUUUUUCUACUAUGGAGUACUUGGUUAAAUAUAUAUGUAUUUUAAAAAAAUUGUUGUUCUGGACUAUAUAAUGAACUAUGCAUUGAAUUUAUUACAAGUAUUAGAUUAUACUGUUUUACAACAAAAACUCUUCCCUGUAGAUAGUAUUCUUGUGUGUCAGACUGAAUGCAUAAAUGGCCCCUGAAUGAAAAUGUUGAAAAUAGACGCACAUGGUUAAUAUUCAAUCAAUUAUAGUUUAAACAUUGUCAUUUCACUGAUAAUGGCCUUACUUUUAUAUCCUAAAAUGUAGCAUCCAAGUGCAAGUUUAUUUUCCUCCAUCACAUAAGGCCUUUCCAGAGAGAACACAUGCUGAGAAAUGUUUGUAUUUUGAUUAGUAACCUGCAAUCAGUCUAUUUGGUUAAAAGCAUUUAUUAACUGAAGCUAUAUAGAAGAUAAAGUCAUGUCAUGAAAUACUUUGUUCAAAGGCAGUUGAAAGCCAAAUGAAUGAUUAAUUCAUUAUAUAAAACAUAAUGUUUUGAUUAAAUGGAUUCUCUUGCAUUUAAGUUCUGACACUGAUAGUGUUAAGCCAUCUCUGAUGACUAUCUGUUUUAACAAUAGUAUUACAUUAACAGUUUAAAUAUAGCAAUCUAAUGCAAUAUGAUUUAGUUAUAGUGUACUUUAACAUAUUUAAUAUUCCAGCUGUUCGGUAGCUGUACAAGCUUCAAACAGUAGUAUCCACAGUCAGUGAAACUUGCCAUCCUAAAAAUAAAAAGGAAGGAGUAGCCCAUAAUAUUGAUAGAUUUAACUAUUUUUCAGCUUCAACUAACCAUGUGACGAUAGUGAUCUUACCACUCAUAUAAAGAAAAAAUAUUGAGGAUCGGUAAUAUUAUGGAAAUAUGGAAAAGACAAGUUGUGUGGACUGUUGAUGUUGUUUACUUUUGGCUAUAGUUAAGAGACCAGUAAUUAUUGUCAUCUUUUUCUUUUUUUUUUUUUUUUUUUGACAUUCAUAUCAAGAGGUGACUGUGGGAAUGGAGAGUAGAAUGUGGGUUUAUUGACUCUCUCCUAAUUCACUGGCAGCCUACUUGGAUAAGAGUCUUAUAUUGUGUGUUAUUGUGGGCUUAGCUGCAAGUUUUGUGUCUUUAAUUAACUUUGUAUUUAAAAUAUUAAAGCACUGAUUUUAAUAGACAUUAGUGAAACACUUCAGUUUACUGUUAGCUGUUCAACUUCUAUUUACUUGGCUUUCAUGGUUUUGUUUACUGAAAUGUCAUUGUUUUACCUUAUAAAAACACUUUGAGGUUUCCCACAAUUGUAAAACUGGCUUUGUCUUAAAUGGGCAGAGUGAUGUUACCAUUGCUUAAGAUAGGAUGUUACUUACACCUGCUGAAGGUGCAAUGUGGUAUUCAGACCAGCCUGAACUGAGCUCCUUUCUGAGGAAUUUAAACAGUGCUGCCAACAGUGGUAGAAAUCAUAAAGAUAUAUGAAAACGCGUGUAGGAAAUGCUUUGUUCAGGGCAGAUAAGACCUGAGUUUUAUUUAAAAAUAAAAACAGACAAAAAAAUUUGUGAAGAUGAAAAUGUUUUUAAUAGCUAAAGUAGGGAUGGGAAAUACAUUAUUUUUUCCUUUUGCAGACCGCUUCUGUGUUUUAAACACAUCAAUUCUUCUGGAGCAGUUUCUGUAGUAAAGAGCCCUACUGUUGAUGGGAUUUAAUUUUUGUCAAACUGACCUAGAAAAUAAUUUGAAGUGGAACAUUUUCCUCAUUUACUGGUUUGUGCUUUCAAGUAACAUUAAAAAAAAAAAAAAAAAAGCCAAACAAAAAAAAACCCAAA